This is a messenger RNA of Adineta steineri, 657 nucleotides long. NCBI's taxonomy places the organism in Eukaryota, Metazoa, Rotifera, Eurotatoria, Adinetida, Adinetidae. The record is from the annotation of a GenBank genome assembly.
AUGACAUCGACAACGUUAUCACAUUUAAAACCAAUUGUUGAAAAUUGUAAUCAUAUUAAAGAUCAAACAAUAGAAACUCCAAUAUCUAAUAGUUGUCCAACAGAUAAUUAUCGUUAUUCAUCUCCAUGGCCAGCAUCCGAUUAUGCAACAAAAACGACGCGAGCUUUAUCAUGUAAUGAACCAAGACCAAGAACUUCAUCAUCAACAUCAACAAAUACGAAUCGAUUAAAACAUAUAUGUGCAUGUGUUAAACGACGUUUUACUAUAUCAAAAGAUAAUGUUGAUAUAAAUCGAGGUUUAUCAUCACGUUUUACUAAAUAUAAAUCAUUUUCAUCAACACUUGAUGAACCCUAUAAUGAUUUUGAAUGGCCAGAUUUCGAACAUAUUUAUGAUACAAUUCCACAUUGUCUUGCUAAAGCAUUACCAGGUCUUGAUGAUCUUUCAAUAGAUGAACAUUAUGAUAUAACACAAGAAACAUGCAAUACUUUUACAGAUGAAACAAAUGAACUCAUUCCUUUAUUUGAAAAUUGUAAACGAGGAAUAUAUUAUCGACGAAAUGCUAUAUGUCCCAAACUUGAUAAAAGUAUUUAUAGAGGACAAUUAGAUGUAUUUGUUCAACAAUUAAUGAUCGAAAAAUUAAUGAGAACAUGGACUUAA